Messenger RNA from Xyrichtys novacula (pearly razorfish), 2543 nucleotides. Lineage: Eukaryota; Metazoa; Chordata; Actinopteri; Labriformes; Labridae. The record is from the annotation of a GenBank genome assembly.
AUGCAGCUCCUUUGUGUCGCAGCUUUACUUUUUUCAGCAGUUGCUGCCCAGGUGAGUUUCUCUCAAAGGUGAAAAUGUGUGAAGUCUUAUGGAUGGCUUUCAAAUAAUAACAAAAACACGUGUUACAAGGUUUGUUUGUUGUUGUUUUUUUCAGCCAGAUUUGUGGGCUCAGGAUGAGACGCUUCCACCUGCGGAUGGAUUCACGCUGGAUCAAGACACUCAGGUAGGGGAGAAAAGAGGAAUACACUGAAGACCCAGAGGUAAAAUGAUGCACUUAUCCCUUUUUAGUUUAGUUUUGGUUUCACUGAAUAAAUUAUUUGUUUAGCUCGGUGAUGAUGUGCAGGUGGUGACAGGCCCAGCGGAGGACCAGUGGAUGAGUGGAGACUGGCCAGAAUGGGCCGCAGUCAGGGUAUGUAUAUCAUAACAGAUACUGUAGAUAUGAAUUAGUGAUGACAUGCUAGCUGCAGAUAAUCAUAGUGUCUCCUUUUAUUGUUCGGAUGGUUACAUGACUUUGUAUUGGCUGCAAAAGACACUUAUUGAACCCAGUGCCCUUUCCUUAGGUGGGAUAUUUACACAUCUUUGUGUUCUUUUUUUUUCCACCAGCCCAGUUAGACAGAAAUUAAGGCAUCAACUCUGUUGUACUUCUUUUUGAUUCAGGAGCCAAAACUGUCAGAACUUUCUAAAAUUUCAGCCUGUCUGCACCGAAAAAAAGAUUUACUUAAAAAAUAUAUUGUAAGUAUUUGCACGCAAGUGAUUGAAGUAAGUAAAUUUAACUUUCCAUCAAACAUAUCAGUUGUGGUAAUAUUAUGUAACAUUUACUUAACUACAUCCAAGUUUAACAACAGACAGACUAAGAAUAGGGGGGUAUUGAACCGCCAACCUUCCAGUUAUUGGACGACCGCUCCACCUCCUAAGCUACUGCUGCCCCCGACCUUCCUCUGUGAUCCUGUAGCGUCCAAAAUCAGGGCAGAGCCAGUCCUGUUCUAGGCUACAGUGGGAGUAAAGUUUAUGUAGGAUUUUUAGGUUUAUGUACAUACAACUAUUAAACAUUUAAAUAGUAUAAAGAAACCUAAGUAAAAUAUACAGUACUCUUCCCCCAUAAUUCACGUAUUACUUUAAAAAAAUGUUUAAUUUUACUUAAGAAACUUUAGUUCUCACUAAAUCUUAAAAAUACAAGGUAGAAAUUAUGACUCUAAUAGAGUUUAUUGCAUCAAAAAGUCACUUUUUUCAGUGUGGAUAUCUUCAUCAGGCUUUUACCGUAGACUGUGGUGACCAAGAUGAUCUGCUGUUACCUGAUACUUUAUUCUGUAUAAUCUGUAUUACUCACAGGCUCCUGGUUUCCAAACUAAUGGUGCAAGAGUCCCUCUGCGUGGGUUUGGCUUUGGCCGGUGGUUUGGUCCAGUGGUAAGCUCACAAUGGCAUGUAGUGAGAUUAUAACUGGAAUGAUUCAAGUGUAGUAUUCAAGGUCGAGACCUCUUUAAACUCUCCAGUUCAGACUGUGAUCUUAAAUUUUAGAGAGCCUCUGUUUAAUGUCUGUUGCGUUUUUUUCUUUUCUAAAGGUUUUCAAAAACUUUACAAAUGUGCUUUUCUAUCAUUGAACAUAAAUAAUACCUGCAUUCUUGUUUUAGGAGUGUGUGUCAACAUUCACGGUAGGCUGACUUUUAUCUUCAUUCAAAUAAAUUCACUCAAAUCCCUCACUGAAGUUAGCUAAAACUCUGAUUUUCUUCUGCCUAUAAUCACUCAGGUUGGCAACUUUACUAUCCAGGUGAGAUCCUUCACAAAAGAUGUUUAGAGAAUAUAUUCAUGUUGGGCACAUUAGUGAAAAUGAAAACUUUCUUUGUAUCUACAGCCUGACUCUGGUGUGACUCUGCAGCAGGUAAACAUCAUGGUUUAGUUACUUGAUUUGCCUUUUAGGGAAGAACUCCUCAAGUCAUGAGCAGAUUUAUGUAAAGAUGAAACAUUAAGAUGACCCUCUGUGUGAAAACCUUGCAGGGGGAGAGCAUAUUUGUGGAGCAGAAGGUAGGUGACAGAAUAAUAUCAGUACCACGGGAUGAACGAUUUUGAAUGGCAUUAUGAACACUAAUAAAUGCGUCAAUCCAUCUGCAGUGUGGCAACAGGAGACCUCACUAUCCCAAGGUAUGUAAAGGAAUUAAAUCAUACACUUACAUGGUUACAGAGUAUAUUAGCGUAUUGUUCCUAGUUUGACUAAGGAAAUAACAGGCUUCUGGUGUAUUUGCUUGACCUGAAAUUAACAAGUUUCCUCUCCUCUUGCUUCAGUUUUACACUUAGCAGAGAGUUUAUCUUCAUUAAAUCUGACAUCUUCUGCUUUGUGAUCAGAUUUUCUCAUCACUUGUAUUUCAGAAUUGUGUGAAGUUCAUCUUCAACACCACAGAGCUGGUAAUCCCCGCUUCUAUUCAUACAUUAUGUUGUUUUACUUAAAACGUUUGUCUGCGAUAAUCAGCACAAUGUCUCUUUUCAAUGUAAAGAACCAAGUCUCCAUCCAGUUUGGUGUUGUGAAACCUGUGAGUAUCUUCUGUCUGUGA